UCAGCCGGCAUUCCCAGGAAAGCUAGGAGACGAGGAAACGCGGCGAAACAAUGCUACCAUUCCAAUUCCGAUAAUUGUUUCCGUUUUUCUUUGGGCUCCACGGUCACCUCGCAGAACCCAAAGGGAGAGGCUGUGCAAGUUACCCGGUACGGUAUCUGUGCCAGGAUGGGUUCCAGAGAUGGCGCCGAGCCCCUGAGCAUCUACUCCCGCUGGUACCUCUACGCCAUCCAUGGCUACUUCUGCGAGGUGAUGUUCACUGCGGCCUGGGAGUUCGUGGUGAACAGGAACUGGAAGUUCCCCGGGGUCACCAGCGUCUGGGCCCUCUUCAUCUACGGCACCUCCAUCCUGGUGAUGGAGAAGAUGUACCUGCUGCUGAGGGGCCGCUGCCCCCUGCUGCUGCGCUGCCUUCUCUACACCCUCUGGACCUACGCCUGGGAGUUCUCCACGGGCUGGCUGCUGCGCCAGUUCAACGCCUGCCCCUGGGACUACAGCCCCUUCGACUACGACUUCAUGGGCCUGGUGACGCUGGAGUACGCCCUGCCCUGGUUCUGUGCCUCCUUCCUGGUGGAGCGGGUGAUCGUGCGCAACACGCUGCGCCUGCGCUACGAGGGCGCCGGCGAGGGCGGCCGGGCCUGGGACCUGGUGUCUCGCUGUUUCCCGAGGCGGAAAGCGCAGUGACCUGCAGACCGAGGGCACGUGCAGCCAUCACGUGGGUUUUUUUUUUUAAACGUUUUGUCAUUACAUGUUGACAUGUUGUCAUUUUGAUACCGGUGCCUACAACCUAAACUGUGCAUAACUCAGAUAUUUAAUACUGGUGCCUGCAGCCUGGCUGUUCCCUGAUAAUCCAGUCCAUGUUUGUGGGGAUGUGCCUGUCUGUGUACUGUUAUACUCUAUAGAGAGCCCUGCCAUAUUAAAAUGGGCACAUCCCCAAAAUUGAGAUACUGCGGUUUCCAGUAUCUACGAUGCAUCUGUGCCUGUGGUACACUUUUAACCCUCCCACAUAACCGUCUCCAAGCUCUCAUGAUGCAGACAACCCAGCUGCUAGAUACUGGUGUGGUUGUGUUCCCCCCCCCCUCUUCCUGUUCUGUGUUUUGUCACCAUGCAGUUUCCAUUUCAGGGCUGUUCAUUGGAAUAAGGCAGGUGCUCUAGAAAUACUUGUGUUCAACGGGUUUUUGGUCAGACUUCUGUCAAGUUAGCUCUAUUCUUUGUUUCAUGUGUGAGCAAAGGACCAAUCCUUUCAAGUGCACUUGGAAUUCUAGGAAUACGAUUUACAUGAUUGCCCGAAGGCAAACAUGGGUUUUGGAUACUAGUAGUAAAGGUUUCCUGUCUUGGCAGGCUUCUUGGCUUCUCUCAGUGAUCAGGGGACCUUUAGAUUAAAGACCGCAGUGUGUUUUUUUUUUUUCAGCCUGUCUUGUGAAGUGUCAUCUGUUUUCAAAGCCAAGAAAAAUGAAACACCUGGAUUGGCGGCAAGAAUUUCAUCCUAUUUUUUACAAAUCGCUUUCUUUUUCUGUUUUGAACUUGCAGUUUUUGUAGAAAAAUACUUGACCCACUGCCUGGUCUCCAAAACUAAGGGUCAUAGAAGAAAAUGUUAUUUCCAAUUUGAUACAAGAAUCUGUUUCUUUUAAACUGAAGACUGGCAGAUUUCAUUUUGCCCCUUGGAGGAAAUUAAUUCAAAGUCACCAUUGUUCAUAUUUUGGUUUGCAUCCUAAAUAAAUUCAGUUUGGCCGCAAACCAUAAAAUAACCUUGAUAGAAAUGUGCCAGUGCAAACUGCAAAGAAAUAAGUAAAGGUUUAUUUCAUCCUGAAAAGAGAAGAAACGCAAUGUUUAAGACGUGGAGCCUUUUUCACAUGUAUAAAAGUUAAGCUAUUGUAGCUUAUUGCAUUAUAAAUACUUAUAAUUAUGACUAUUCAAAAAAUAUAUAUUUUCAAAGAACAAGUGACCAGAAAUUAUUGAUUUUUUUUUCAUCAGUAGCAAAACUAUUUUAAUGAGAUAUGCACCACAAGUAAGAACACGUCUUUCAGAAUGCUUGAAAGUCUUAUAAUACUUGAGCCUGUUUAAUAUCAAUUAUAUAAGCUCUCGAGGCUGCAAUAAGGGUUUAUAUUAUUUUCGUGCUGUUCCUGCAGAACCUUGAAUCAGAAAAGCUCGGUUUAAAAGUCAUAGAGGAGUACAAAUGAAACUCACAAGUAGAACACAGCAAUGGUAAUUAUUAUGCUGGAUGCAUCAUUACUGAGACAUCUCAGCAUGAAUUUCAAUCUCCCUGGUAUGAUCCAAGUCUUGAAAUAUUUGGUGAUUCCAAAUCAGAUCAGCACAUAUUGGAAAAAUAUGUAUAUAAUGAAAGCAAUUGGUGACUCCAAUUUAAAAAAAAAUACUUUUAGAGAGCCUACAGUCACAAUGCCAGACACCCUGACGUUGGAGGGAACUAAUCUGGAGUUGAACUGGAGCUCAGAUCACCUAGGAUAAUACUUAGACAAGGCUGCUGGAGAAGUAAUAAUAAUAAUAAUAAUAAUUGCUUACACUUAUAUAGCGCUUUUCUGGACACUCCACUCAAAGCGCUUU
Lepisosteus oculatus (spotted gar) is the source of this 2556-nucleotide messenger RNA. Its product is annotated as transmembrane protein 229B-like. NCBI's taxonomy places the organism in Eukaryota, Metazoa, Chordata, Actinopteri, Semionotiformes, Lepisosteidae. The record is from RefSeq and is a predicted model, not a curated record.